Messenger RNA from Vicia villosa (hairy vetch), 896 nucleotides. Its product is annotated as probable transmembrane ascorbate ferrireductase 3. The transcript has 4 exons. Gene Ontology annotation, molecular function: oxidoreductase activity. The record is from RefSeq and is a predicted model, not a curated record. Bases 103 to 741 code for a protein of 212 amino acids. NCBI's taxonomy places the organism in Eukaryota, Viridiplantae, Streptophyta, Magnoliopsida, Fabales, Fabaceae.
AAUAACACCACUCAGAAGCACCAAAAACUUUAGUGUCAUAACAAGUUCUAUAUAGCUAGCUCUAGUAACUUGCAUUUGUCUCAUACUGUAGUAACCAGCAAUAUGCCUUCUUAUGGUACCUCAGUUUUGGCUAACUUGUUUGGCAUCAUUUCCAUCAUCCUUUUGCUUGUUUGGUUGCUGCAUUAUCGCGAGGGGAUUGAAUAUGAUUCUGAUAAUCCACUUCGUGUUUUCAAUGUUCACCCUUUUUUAAUGUUCUUUGGGUUCAUUUUCCUUGUUGGUCAAGCAAUAAUGUCUUACCACACAGUACCAGGCACACAUGAAACACAGAAGAUUGUUCACAUGGCACUUCAUUUCAUUGCCAUAAUUCUUGGAAUUGUUGGUAUAUGUGCCGUUUUCAAGUUCCAUGAUAUGGUGAACUUGGUUGAUGUUUACAGCCUCCAUUCAUGGAUUGGCAUCGGCACCUUUUGCUUGGUUGGCUUGCAGUGGCUUUUUGGACUGGCGUUCAUGUUUCCUGGAUCAAGACAAUCAAGGAAUUCAUUGGCUCCAUGGCACAGAGCUGGUGGGAGAGCAUUACUCUACAUGGCAAUUUGUGCUGCCCUAACAGGCUUGAUGGAGAAGACUGCUUUGUUGAAAUUACAGCCACACCAAAGAGAAUUUCAUUUGAUCAAUUUCCUUGGUCUAUCAAUUCUCUUGUUUGGUGUUUUUGUGGAUAUAACAGUUGGUUUGGUCCAUGUUGCUUGAAGUGAAUUUCAUUCCUCAAAUCUUGUUAUACACGUCAAGAAUCUUCACAGAUUGGACUGCUUCAACAUUCUUUUUCAUAUGUAUACAAAUGUAUUUUUUAAAAUUGUGUGGAUUUUGUAAUUGUGUUGUUAAUUAACAUGAAAUGGUUUGUAUAA